This is a messenger RNA of Lates calcarifer (barramundi perch), 4050 nucleotides long. It is a transcript of the gene engl, whose product is annotated as endoglin, like. NCBI's taxonomy places the organism in Eukaryota, Metazoa, Chordata, Actinopteri, Centropomidae. The coding region runs from base 693 to 3275 and encodes 860 amino acids. The record is from RefSeq and is a predicted model, not a curated record. The transcript is spliced from 17 exons.
CAUCUGAACUGAAAGACAGAAAAAUGGAAAAAAUGAUGAAUGUCACGAAUGUCCCAGAUGGUCAGAGAGAACAUAAUAAGUGUGUGUGUGUGUGUGUGUGUGUGUGUGUUGGCCCCUGAUUACUCCCCCUCUCCCUGUAUCUGUAUCUUCCCAAACAUUUCACCUGCCAAUCAAACUUCUGAGGUCCACCCUCCUCCUCCAUCCCUCCCACCUUCCCUCCUUCUCUCCCUGUAGCCCUCCUUCUUGUUGCCAUCUACGUUUGGAGACGUUUCCAAAGCCUUUUAUUCCUCUCCUCGCCAUCUCUCUCUCCACUCUGUCACACCAUCCCACAGCCCCUCCCAUUGCCCCUUUAAUUGUCUCUUUACAACCGCUCUCCCCUUCAGUCCCACUCGGUGUGUAAAAUGAAUUUCCCCUGAGAAAUAUUUCUCACAAGUCGCACCUCAGCUGGAUAAAGACUCCUGACGCGACACGCAGCUGAGAGCGGAGUAUUUAGCCCGGUUCAAGAUGUGGAGGGUGUGUGUGACUGCGUGGUUGUGUGUUUAGGAAAUGAGGGGGGCGUGUGUUGGGUCGUGAAUGCAGUCCUCACAGUGAAAUCCAGAGCAACAGCUGGAUCAGCAGUCCGCCUGUCCCUCUGCGUCGCGCCGCAGGCUGUACAAGAGAGGCCCAUCACAUUAAGUCAGUCUAGUGGUGAGAUGGUCAUGAUGCCUUCACUGUCAGGGAUUGGAAGGACCGUUUUCUGUCUCCUUUUGCUCUGGAAGAGAACUGUGGGUCAAGAUAAAGAGGUGCGGUGCUCUGUGGCUGGUCCAGUGGGGGCGCUACACCCUGUUCAGGGUCUGCUGGAGACGUUUGAGGCAGGUCCAGGCUGUGCAGCGAGAGAACGUGGGAACAAGGAGACUCAUGUUAUUGCAGUGGGGAGAGUGACUAACAGCCCUGAAAACAAGGUGUCGGUGUUGCUGAAGCCUUUGUCUCUGUCCCCGUCACCUCUCAGACCUGUCCACCUGCUGCUCAGCUCCAAGCUUCCGGUCAGCUGGUGGCUGGAGGCUGAGAGACUGCCCCCCAGUCUCCCAGUGCUGGUGCAGGUGUCCUUAAACUCCAGCGUUCAGUCCAACACGCUGCGUCUGCAUGUCCAAACGGUGCCUUUGUUACCUUUCCGUCCACGUGUGCUGCACCGCUGGGCUCUGAAACACCAUGGCAACCUGUCCUCUCUAACACACACAACACAUGGCAACCGAGUCUACAUCCGACUGGGAGAGGAUCCAACCCUGCCUGCUGUGUGUCAGCUACAGACCAUGUUCCUCUCUCACAACUACCUGACCUCUGACCUGCAGCCACAGGAAGUGCAGGGCUGUGUCCACACUCAGACAGAUGGGAUCAGCCCUGAAGUCCAUGUGAUCAAGCUCCAUUCAGCAGGAUCAGGGCUCUGUGGCUCUCUGCAGGUAGAGGUGAUUGUCUCUCUCGUGCCUCCGGCGGGCAACUCAAAGGCGUCGAGGGUCAUACUGAUUCUCAGCAGCUCGGUGCCAGUCAACUGGGCCAUUGUUGCUCAUGGUGUCCGGGGUCAUAUCGCUGUUCAUUCCUCCAACAGUGUGUCCCCACCCUACCCUCCAGAGCCCGACCUGACCCUGUCAACUACUCUCAACUCUGACCUGUCCACCAUAUCUGACCUUCUCGCCUGGGCAAGUGACAGCGGCUACACCAAGGUGACCUCAUACACUGAGGCUGACCUGGCCAAUCGCUUUGUGAUCCAGCUGGCUGGGGGCGGGACAGACAUGCUCGGAGUGAUGAGUCCUCUGGUUGUGAGGCCUCCCUGGGCGGAGGAGCGCAGGCUGAGGCAGUGGCUCAGUGGUGGAGACAGAGCAGGAGGAGGCCAAGAGAGUUUCACAGUGCAGUGUGACGAUGGACGCCUCAGCGUGACCGUGGACCAACACAUCCUGCAGAGCUUGUCUGUCCCAGUGGCUGUUGUGACUCUGCAGGACCCGACAUGCCAGGCUCAGUCCAAUGGGAGCCAUUUCCUGUUGGUGUUCCCAGUCAUUUCCUGUGGGACUGAGGGUUUGCUGCUGGGACAGCCCAGAGGGGUGCAGUACAAAAACAUGAUGUUACUAUGGAGAGACAAGCCUCAGACCAUUCUGGCACUCAAUGAGACAGAGAGGAAGUCCAAAAGUCCAGUUGGCAUACAUUUCAGCUGUUUGGUUGCAGUCCCCAGCCCCUCUGGCCCUGCUGCAGGCACCCCUCCUCAGGAUGGGCUCGUCCCCUGGGCACCAGGGGAUGGAGGGCCCGAACCGGGGCUGAGCCGCCUCCCGACACCCAGACACAGAUCUGGGCCUGUACUUACUUUAAGACUUUUUGUCACCGAGAAUUACGAGCAGAAGCGGAUUGGCCCCUGUGUCGUCACUGCAGGCCACCGUGUCUAUGUUGAGAUUUCAGCCAAAGGGCCCCUCACAGAUGUUGUGGAGGUGAAGUCAUGUGUGGUCUCUCCUCUGUCAGACCCCAAAAAAUCUCCUUUCUGGACUGUCAUAAGCGACGGCUGUUCCUCAGACCCCUCUCUGACCCUCAGCGCAAAGACAAAAGACGUAGAGGAGGGAGAGGCUGAAGGUGACGGCGAACUGGAAGGGGAAAAGGAAGAGAUGGACAGGGACGGAGAUGUCUCUCUCCAACACAAAGCUGAAAAAAGGAGAGAGGCAUCUGUAUGGAUGGGAAGGAGUCGCUCAAGCAUGGGAACAGAGCAGGAGAUACAACCCUUGAGAUUUAGUUUCAUCCUGCAGCCGGUUCAUAAUGACUCUAUGCAGUUCCUCCACUGCAGCCUUCACAUGUGUGUCUCUGACUCUACCCAUGGGGAACCCAUGGAGGAAACAGCAAAGACUGAUUGUCAGGGCAGACUACGUAUUCCACCACUUAUAUCUAAGUCACCCAGACAUCAGUGUGAGAUUAGAAACCUGUCCAGGCCCAUGGUGGUCACGCAGUCUAUGAGUUCACUGGCAGCCAAACCACUGAGGCCCCCUGCUGGUCAAAGAACCAAGAGACUGAGCGUGUCUCCACUGACCAGUCCAGACCCAAAGCACAGCAGCUCUGUGUUGCAGACAGGACCAGUGAUGGGAAUUGUUUUUGCAUCCUUUGUGAUGGGUGUCAGCCUGAUGGGUGCGCUGUGGUGCAUCUAUAAUUAUACAGCUGCACGUCCAACAUUACUUGGAGGAGAAGCUCAUUUAACUGACCAGACUCAUGGAGGCCACAGCAUCUGGACUCCACCUUCACUGUCUGAUCAGUCCACCAGCUUAGUGUAGAGGAUUUCCUCCUGCAAAUCUGAGAGAGGAGAACUGGGACAGAGGUUGUAACAGCUUGUGUGUGAGCGAGGACACCUGCCUGCGUAUGUGCAGAGCCAUGUUUGUGCAGUUCUCCUCGCGAGUACUGUUCAUUGCUGUGCAGCAGAAAUGCAAGAGGACUGAAACCAUGUGAAUACAGUAGCACUUACUCAUUCGCUACAUUGUGACAAGUCAGGUGUUUGAUUCAAAGUGAAACAUUGUUUGUUUGAUGCUGAAAGCUAUCUACACCAAGUCAUUUCAGAACUGGCAGCCAAUCAUCACAUGGAGAGACGUUUAUCUGGAUUCAACAGGAUCUAAACUUGGUUGGAGUGACUCAGACAGAAACCACAUCAACAUCGACUUUAGAGAGAGAGAACACAAGGUCACUCUUGAUUCAAGAAGUCGCUGUCUGUGCCAGUUAAAAGAGUCUGUGUUUUUCAGAGUCAUUCGCUAUUUGUGUUGUUAACUGUGAAUCAGCCAGAUAUCAAAACUACAUCUAUCUGUAUGUGAACUCUUUUGUGUUUAUGUGGCAAAUAACACAUUUAAAACUGAGCUAUAAAUCAAUUCAGUCUUUUGCUCUCAAAUCACGUGAUCCAAAUAAAAAAGGAAGUUAAUGUGUUUUGAGUAAAACAUAUACAGUACUGUAAAAUAUAUUAAUUUAUUUGUUCAAAGCAGUGAUAAAUUCUUUUUGGCCUGUCAAGGGCAGCAGCUGUGAACACAGCAAUUUUCACCUAAUAAAGUUGAUGUGGCAACCGUG